Microplitis mediator is the source of this 1858-nucleotide messenger RNA. RefSeq lists its product as uncharacterized. The transcript has 6 exons. Bases 129 to 1556 code for a protein of 475 amino acids. Gene Ontology annotation, molecular function: lipid binding. The record is from RefSeq and is a predicted model, not a curated record. NCBI's taxonomy places the organism in Eukaryota, Metazoa, Arthropoda, Insecta, Hymenoptera, Braconidae.
AUCUUUCUCUAAUGUAACGCAUAUCCAUUACUAAAUAAUUGAUUGACGAUAUGGUAAUUUAGACGAACUUGAAAAUAAAUCUGUUAUCAUUUCUAUAAAGACGCGUUCACACUUCGGAACUAAGUGAGAUGGAAUUAAUUCAAUUAUUUAUUUUUAUUGGUGGAAUUUUUCUCUGUAACUGCAAUAAUACUACAAUUGACGGAGAUGAUACAAAGAUGAAAAUAGCACAGGGAGAAAAAAAAUUGGGUGACCAGAUUCGAUUAAUACUCAAGCAUUAUCAGCAACCGGAUCCUAUCGGCCUUCCGGGUGCCCCUAUAUCUGAUCCAAUGGAGAUCCCAGAGAUGAAAUAUUCGUUUUCCAUGUAUACUAUGGUUUUGAAAUCCAGCAAAAUGUAUGGUCUCUCAAAAUUUCGGAUUGAACACGUACAUUCCGAAUUAGCAUUGAUGCAGGUUUCAGCUUCUUUGAGCAUUGAAACGAUUGAUGUUCGAGGAGUUUACACACUUUCUACAUUUUCAUCAUGGCUGCCAGGAUCAUCUGGAAAUUACACUGUUAAAUUAACCGGAGUAAAUGUUCAGGCCCUCGCAAAACUUCAAGUUGGACCAGAUGGAAAACUUAAUGCCCAGGAUAUCGAUAUGGAUUUAACAUUUUCAAAUAUUGAUCUAGAUUUUCAGAAUCUUGGCUUUUUGGGAUCAGUGUUUCAAAGUGUUGUUAAUUCUGUAGGAGUUUUUAUUUUCGACAGCGUUAAACCAUUCAUUCUUAAAGAAGUUAAUACAAAUAUAAGAGGUGAAUUAAAUAAACAGAUAUCUCAAUUGCCGCAGUACUUUCCAAACUCUAUUUCGCCCUUUGACAUGGCAGUUGCCGAGGCUCGCAAACAAGUUUCUGAUAUGGGAUAUGACCCGUAUAGAAUUAAGGAUUACUCUCAAAGUGUUGGAAUUUUCACUGUUAUGUCAAGCCACACCUGGCUCACUGGACUUGCGAGUUUUUAUCGUAUGGGUAACAUUACACUCACUAUGGAAAAUGGAACGGUUUAUGCAAUGAUGGAUGUGGGCACACAAGAGAUCGAAGGUAAAAGUCACUGGGAAAUGGGUUUGAUCGGGGGUUAUCUCUCCAGGGCUGGAACAGUUUCAUUCACGGUUCAGUAUUUACGAGUGCAAAUAAAAUUAAGUCAACCUGUGGAUACCCGGAAACGUGCAUCUCUAGAAGAACUUAAUUUUGAGCUUGGUAAUAUUCAAACAAGAGUACACGGCGCGGGUACACUAGAUUAUAUUAUAGAAGCAGGAGUAAAUAUAUUACCUAAUUUAUUACGAUAUCAAAUCAUGGAUGCCAUUGAGGGACCUGUCAAGAGACGGCUUCAAGAUGAACUUGAUAAGGUGGAUGUAGAAAAACUGAUUAACGACAAAAUUCCGGAAAUUGAAGAAAAAAUAGGUUUUCUUCGAGAAAUGACUCCGUCGGAAGAUAUUGUCCUUGAAAAAUCGGCACCACCGCCUGUAGAUCAAGAGCCAUUUAAUGAAAAUGAAGAAGAAAGUGAUUUUGAAUUAAAAUCUUUGUUCAGCUAAAUUGUCAUACACUUUAAAAAAUCGGGAGUGAAUUCGGAAUAAUUAUGGAUUUUAUUUCAAUCUGAAUUCACUCCGGAUUUAAUCCGCGUUCACCCCGAAAAUUUGUUACAGUGUAAAAUCAUAAAAUUCAUCAUAUUUUCGUUUUUUUCGAGUGCUAAGAUAUCACUGAAUCGUUUAAUUUAAAAUAAUCAUUUAAAGUAAUCAUGUAAUUAAAACUUUAUGAAAAUAUCGAUUAUAAUGUGUCACACAAAAGUUUGAAAAUUAAAAAAAAAAUAAACCAGGAAAAAAAUGUGAACUUUUUA